Molecule: messenger RNA, 3507 nt
Organism: Boleophthalmus pectinirostris (great blue-spotted mudskipper)
Lineage: Eukaryota; Metazoa; Chordata; Actinopteri; Gobiiformes; Gobiidae
Product: nebulin-like
Exons: 33
Coding region: 1-3495 (1164 amino acids)
Molecular function (GO): actin filament binding
Source: RefSeq, a predicted model, not a curated record
AUGGAGGAAAACCAGACGUCUUCCUCUGAGGUCACAGGAGUCGAGCUGGAGGACGUGAUGAAGACGAGCGAGACAGAACAUGGAGCUCUGACCGUCCGAGAACGUGUGGAGUGGACGGAGGAGUGGCACGUGACGGAGGGAGGAGAGGAUAGUAAAUAUAAAGAGGACCUGGAGAGGAUGAAGGGGCAGAGUCACUUUGUUCCCGCGGCAGAGCUGCUCCACGCCCACAACCUGCGCCCCAUCGUCUCUGAGAGUCAGUACAGAGCCGAGGGGCUGAAGGAGGCGUCCAUGUCUCUGUACUCGGUUUUACCCGAGACUCCGGAGACGCUCAGAGCCAAAGAGACCAGCCAGCUCCAGAGUCAGGUGAAGUACAGGGGCGGCUGGAGACAGGACAGCUCCUCGUCUCUCUUCAGUCUCCUCCCGGAAACGACCGAGACUCAGUUCAACAAAGAGCUGCAGGAGCACAUCAGUGAGAAUAAAUACUACGAGGAGGGUCGGUGGGAACGCCGCACCUCCCUGUACGCCCUGCUGCCCGAGACCAGCCAGACCCAACACGCAAAGAACCUGAUGCCCUUCCAGAGCCAGAUCAAAUACACGGAGGAGGGACAGAGGAAGAAGUCUGUGUCACUUUACUCUCGUCUGUCUGACACUCCAGAGAUCCAGCACGCUCUAGAGCUCACCCAGCUGCAGAGCGAGGUGAAUUAUCGUCCCAAGCUCCUGGUGAAGGGGGCGCCGUCGUCUCUGUACUCUCAGCUGCCCGAUACUCAGGACGUGCAGUUCGCCAAAGAGAUGAGCCUCAUGUACAGCCAGGGCAGGUACGUGGAGGACGGCAGGAGGAGCCUGUCCCAGACUCUGUUCCAUCACCUGCCUCAGACCCUCCAGACUCAACACGCACGAGCUGUGGGAGAGCUGCAGAGCCAGCUGCACUAUAAAGACUCGGGUCCAAACUCCAGUCUGUUCUCUGUUCUGCCUGAGACUCUGGACACGGUUCACGCCAAACUCACCUCUGAGCUCGUCAGCCAGGUGAAGUACAGAGAGGAGGGUCUGAAGGAGCAGAGACUCAGCCUGUUCUGUGUGCUGCCCCACACUCUAGACACACAACACGCCAAGGACGCCUCCCACCUGCACAGCCAGGUGAAGUACAGGGGCAGUGUGAUGCAGCAGAAUCAGAUCAGUCUGUUCCAGCGUCUGGCCCAGACUCCUGUCACUCAGAGAGCCAAAGAAGUGUCAGAGCUGCUCAGUGAGGUGAAGUACAGACAGGCUGGAAAGAAGGACCUGCGCUGCCCGCUGUACCACCUGCUCCCACACACCCUGGACACUCUGCACGCCAAAGAGGCCGAAGACACACUCAGCGAGCUGAAGUACCGACACAAGGACCUGAGUUCUUCUGUUUAUUCCACUCUGAGUGAAACCAACGAGAUGCUCUUCGCCCGACAGACCAGAGACGCCAUCAGUGAGGUGAAAUACCGUGAGGAUGGGAGGAGAGGACUGUCUCAGAGCUUCUACUCUCAGCUCCCUCAGACCACAGACACUGAGUUCAACCAGAGGAUCUCCACUCUGCAGAGUCAGAUGUCGUACCGGAGGUCCCUGAGGAACGCUCCCUCUCUGUACUCGACUCUGGCUCAGACUCUGGAGACGAAACACGCCAAAGAGGCGUCUCAGCUGCUCAGCCAGCGUCUUUACAAACAGAAGCCUGGCCCCGCCCUCUUCCACCUGAUGCCCCGGACUCUGGACAUGGCCCACGCCCGAGAGCAGAGCGAGCAGAUCAGUGACGUGAAGUACAGAGAGGAGGGUCUGAAGGAGCAGAGACUCAGCCUGUUCUGUGUGCUGCCCCACACUCUAGACACACAACACGCCAAGGACGCCUCCCACCUGCACAGCCAGGUGAAGUACAGGGGCAGUGUGAUGCAGCAGAAUCAGAUCAGUCUGUUCCAGCGUCUGGCCCAGACUCCUGUCACUCAGAGAGCCAAAGAAGUGUCAGAGCUGCUCAGUGAGGUGAAGUACAGACAGGCCGGAAAGAAGGACCUGCGCUGCCCGCUGUACCACCUGCUCCCACACACCCUGGACACUCUGCACGCCAAAGAGGCCGAAGACACACUCAGCGAGGUGAAGUACCGACACAAGGACCUGAGUUCUUCUGUUUAUUCCACUCUGAGUGAAACCAACGAGAUGCUCUUCGCCCGACAGACCAGAGACGCCAUCAGUGAGGUGAAAUACCGUGAGGAUGGGAGGAGAGGACUGUCUCAGAGCUUCUACUCUCAGCUCCCUCAGACCACAGACACUGAGUUCAACCAGAGGAUCUCCACUCUGCAGAGUCAGAUGUCGUACCGGAGGUCCCUGAGGAACGCUCCCUCUCUGUACUCGACUCUGGCUCAGACUCUGGAGACGAAACACGCCAAAGAGGCGUCUCAGCUGCUCAGCCAGCGUCUUUACAAACAGAAGCCUGGCCCCGCCCUCUUCCACCUGAUGCCCCGGACUCUGGACAUGGCCCACGCCCGAGAGCAGAGCGAGCAGAUCAGUGACGUGAAGUACAGAGAGGAGGGUCUGAAGGAGCAGAGACUCAGCCUGUUCUGUGUGCUGCCCCACACUCUAGACACACAACACGCCAAGGACGCCUCCCACCUGCACAGCCAGGUGAAGUACAGGGGCAGUGUGAUGCAGCAGAAUCAGAUCAGUCUGUUCCAGCGUCUGGCCCAGACUCCUGUCACUCAGAGAGCCAAAGAAGUGUCAGAGCUGCUCAGUGAGGUGAAGUACAGACAGGCUGGAAAGAAGGACCUGCGCUGCCCGCUGUACCACCUGCUCCCACACACCCUGGACACUCUGCACGCCAAAGAGGCCGAAGACACACUCAGCGAGGUGAAGUACCGACACAAGGACCUGAGUUCUUCUGUUUAUUCCACUCUGAGUGAAACCAACGAGAUGCUCUUCGCCCGACAGACCAGAGACGCCAUCAGUGAGGUGAAAUACCGUGAGGAUGGGAGGAGAGGACUGUCUCAGAGCUUCUACUCUCAGCUCCCUCAGACCACAGACACUGAGUUCAACCAGAGGAUCUCCACUCUGCAGAGUCAGAUGUCGUACCGGAGGUCCCUGAGGAACGCUCCCUCUCUGUACUCGACUCUGGCUCAGACUCUGGAGACGAAACACGCCAAAGAGGCGUCUCAGCUGCUCAGCCAGCGUCUUUACAAACAGAAGCCUGGCCCCGCCCUCUUCCACCUGAUGCCCCAGACUCUGGACAUGGCCCACGCCCGAGAGCAGAGCGAGCAGAUCAGUGACGUGAAGUACAGAGAGGAGGGUCUGAAGGAGCAGAGACUCAGCCUGUUCUGUGUGCUGCCCCACACUCUAGACACACAACACGCCAAGGACGCCUCCCACCUGCACAGCCAGGUUUGGCACAGGGGCAGUUGGAGGCAGCCCGCUCUGUUCCACACUUUACCUCAGACUCUGGAGACUCAACACGCCGCUCAGGCCGCUCAGCUGCUCAACCAGGAAAUCUGAAAACACCGAUUC